UACAGCAGCGUCCCGGAGCUGGGCAGCCUCACCCCGACCUCCCCCUCCAGCCCCGUCCGUCCCCUCCCCCUGCCCAGCCCCAGCUCUGGGGAUGUAAGUAACGAUGGGGGAGACGGACAGAAAACCCCCGUCACACACAGUCCUUAUUGGCCCAGUAGCUCUGUCACUCAUUUACACCCCAAGACCUCCACCAACACUUCCAUUAGUUUGUUGUCCUCAUGUGGUUAACCAUCAGUCAUCAGUUGAUUUUUUUACUUUCAGCCUUACAAAGUGAACAGUGUCCUGUAGCCCAGAGCAUCCAUUAAGAACUACUACAACACAUUCUAACUCCCAGAUGUAACUUUACACACCAUGUCCAUUAGGUAUUAAAACAAGGCCAACUGUAAACUAAACCAAGCCAGAUCAUGGUGCCUCCCCCUGCCUCUCCACGGAUGGUUGGUGGGGCUCAGUUGGGCAGGGAAACUGAUUGGUCCAAUUCUUCCUCACAGGGAGACAUCCAUGAGGAUUUCUGCACUGUGUGCAGACGCAGUGGCCAGUUGCUCAUGUGCGACACGUGUUCUCGUGUUUAUCACCUGGACUGCCUGGAUCCACCCCUGAAAACCAUUCCUAAAGGCAUGUGGAUCUGUCCAAAAUGUCAAGAUCAGAUCCUAAAGAAAGAAGAAGCCAUUCCCUGGCCUGGUACCCUGGCUAUUGUUCAUUCCUACAUCGCCUACAAAGAAGCUAAAGAAGAGGAAAAGCAGAAGCUGAUGAAAUGGAGCGCUGAACUGAAACUGGAGCGAGAACAGCUGGAACAGAGAGUCAAACAGCUCAGCAACUCUAUAACGAAAUGCAUGGAGACCAAAAACACCAUCCUGGCUCGUCAGAAAGACAUGCAUCUUUCCCUGGAGAAAGUCAAACACCUGAUUCGCCUCAUCCAAGCCUUCAAUUUCAACCAAGCUCUGGCGGAGACAGAGGGUAAGGACGUCACUGCCAGAGUCCAGGACAGUGCUGAAGGUGCAGUCUGCUCUGAAGCCUCACCAGAAGCCAACUCUGUAGAGAAAGUGAAGGCUGGAAGCCCCUCAACCAGCAGCAACACCGAUGGAAACGACAAACAAGAGGAGCACGGAGCCGCCACGAACAACCAGACGACGGGAGCAGCAGCAGGAGACACCGACAGCCAGGUUGUCCUAAAAGACAGCGCAGUCCUAACGGCAGAAAACAGCCCCGAUGGAGGGGCAGGGGGUAAGGCAGGGCCUGGUGACGGGGCAGGGGGAGGCGGAGACACAGGGACUAGUGUCCAGGUGGAGGUUUUGGCCAAGCCUGAGACUGAGGCCACUCCGGUGGUUGACAUUCCCGCUUCCUCAGUGGUUGCGACUGAGGCCACCACCAACGGUACGGCCGAGCCGGCCUGCCCCGACGUCAGCCCCGCAGGAGCCUGCUCCAACAACGCCACCGCCAACUCUGAGAACAAGAUGACUGCCGUCAACCCUCCAGAGACAGCGGUGGAGAAGAAGCAGGAGGAGAUCACUGACAGUGACAGCAGCAGCAGCAACAACAACAACAGCAAAACCUCAGAACCCUCCCAGCAUUCUUUGCCAGCUCUUGUCAGCAAUUUGGACAAUAAAAAGUAAUGCUCCUUCUCUUGAGUUGCGGGAAUUCAAACAUAUAUAUAUAAAAAAAAAAGACUUUUGCUUGCACCAGAAGGUGUCCUGAAGUUGCCAAUCUGUAUAAAUGUUGUUUGUUUGCAUUGUAUUGUCAGACUGUGUCAAUGGUAGAUAUACAGCCCAAGUCACAUGACUCUGGGAAGACGUAGGCUGCCCCCCCUCCCCACAGAGCUGGGGUACAGGAAGGCUUACGCACCAGUGUCAUCGUUGCCAAUUAGUGAUAGACGUCAGUGGUGGGAAUGCUCAAAGGGAGAUUUAGUUCAUCAUCACACCAGUGUGUGCCUGUUAUAGUGGCCCCUGUGUUCUCUGGUGGGGUGGGAAGAUGGGUUCACAUGGGUUCGGAGAAAACGGAGAACAUUGAACCAAACAUCUGUCAGGGGUUACUGGUCUAAAAAGCAGUGUUGUGAUAGAGUACGAGUACUGAAAAGAGAGCCUGUUCAUCCCCUCGUCCCAAUGGACUUAAUGUGAACAACCUUUAUAUUCUGUAAUCCUUCGUCCCUGCUCUCCCCUUCCUUUGAAUAGCCCUAAACCAAUAAGUCUUAUCCAUAACCCCUACCCCUAGACCUCCCUAUUAACCAACAUCUUUCACCAUUUCCAGUCCAUAAAAAACUUAAACCUUUCCCAACCAGUUCACCAACAAUCCAAUGUGACCUCCCUCUUUAAUCCGUACACUUCAAACGAACUGGUUCAUACCGGGUGACGCAUGAACACGUCUAAACGCAAAAUGCGAUGAAUUCAAUUCAAAUGGGAUUAUAGCACACAUGUUGGUCCUCGGAGGAAUUCAUGGUGUUGCACGUGUUUGUACACACCAAACAAAUAAAGAGAGAUUUUGGAUCGUUGGUUUCAGAAAGACAAAAAUUGUUAGAAUCAACAAAUACAACCUUAGAAAAUGUGUGUUACGGUAAAAUGACGGUAUGCUUCAAACACAAAGCAUACCGAGGCUUUUAAAUCGACUUCACUAACUAGAGGAUGAGAUGCGAUGAAUCCUGGUAAAUGUGAAACCUGGACUUACCUUCCCCCAGUCCACCGACAACCGUAGCAUCCCUUUUUAAUGCCAACAACCUAACUCAACAUCCUUAACCCAAUGGACCAAUGACCUACCAACCAACAAUCCCAGUUCACCUUGCCUCCCCCUUCAUUGAAACCAGUUCGUAUAAAGUGCGUAUCCACUCUUUUUAACCGACAAGUUACGCUGUCUUUAGUCAACAAAAAAGACAACCUUUCCCAUUGAUCAAUAGUGACGAAUCCCAAACUUACCUUGCUCCAGUCCACCGAUGGUCCAACGUGACCUCGUUCUCAACGACUCAGUAUGGUUAAAAUAUAAUAGAGCCCCCAGGUUAAUAAGCCAAACUCAAAGAGAUGGAGAUAACAGAGCACACUUUGGGGCAAUCUCUCAUCUAACACAUUCAUGGUGUUGCCCGGUUGUCAGUCUCACCACCUUGUUGAGUUAGUUUUUGAAAAGUUUUAACUAACUAACUUUCAUAUCAGUCUACGACUAUAAACCACCUUCAUUCGACCAAAUGGCGUCAACCUUCCCCCGUGAUUAUAAGCCAAACGUACAGUCCCCAGUUCGUCAACGAUCCAAUCUGACCUUGAACCAACCCUCACCCAAUAAGACACCAAAUGUCCCAACAACCUCAGUUAACUCCCACCCCCCCAUCUCUUCCCCACCUGUACCCCUGAGCUCAGGCAGAACAGAUACCUGGAGGACGAGGUGGACCAGGCGCGGUAGUCUUAACAGAUGUGUUCAGUAGUGUCGGUUAAGUGUAGUGAUUGAGUUUUUUCAUUCGUGAGUCAAGUGUGUCAACUGUGAGCACUAAAUGUGAAAUUGCAAUAUUGCAAUGUCAACACACACACACACACACACACUAUAUCUGGGCUGUGUUUCUUUUGUAUAGGAAAAGAUAUUCAGGUCUUCCUAGUCUUCAGAAUAAGUGCUUUCUGUUCCUGAACCUGCUGUACUGGCAUUACCAACACAGAAAGGAAUCCUCUUUUUGAAGUGGUGGUCUUUGCAUUAUUGUACAUUUCCGUUGAAUCCUGAACUGCCAAAAUGAUGUUGUAUCCAAAUUCAGCGGGGACGAGUCCACUGUUACUGUAUUGAAAGAUCAAAUCAUUGGCGUUGUAAGAUAUAGAUGCUACCAUUUCAGAAAUUGGAAGUCCCCAGAUUUAAACAGGAGCUUAUGAAAACAAUAACAUGAAAAGGAACUUUUUGUCCUUGAAAGUGGAGGGAUUUGUUGUAUGAACCUGCUCCUUCAGACGGAUCUCAAAGGACAAUACCACAAAUCCUGACAUUAAAGCACAAGCUUGCUGCAUUACAAAGAAGUGCUGAAGAGCUUUUUGUAUGUUAAUAUGGAAUUAAACAGAGUAUGCAUCUCUUUGUUGUGAUGUGACUUAUCCCCACAUUGCCAAUAUUUUUCUAGGAGGAGACCCAAACCUCUGACAUUGAGGCUGGUUCAUAUUUUUUGGGGGAGGGGCUGUUGAACCCCUCACAGUUGGACUGGUUCAUGGAGCACGUCUGGGCUGAGAUGUGAUGCUGGUACUCGUUGGCUUGGUGGCUGUCGGUCUUUGUCUGGUGAACUGAUCAUGACUUCUGGCUUCUCGUUGGGUUCGGGGCAUUCAACAAACUGGUCUUUUCUUUAACGGUGCCUCCGGUUGCGCUUUUUCUUUUUUUACUUUUUGCAAUAUUGGAGGGAGUUUGCUUUAAUCGUUGUCGUCCAAAAAUGUAUGCACCCGAGGAGCCUCUGAAGAUGUAGAAGAAGAUCUCAAAAUACUUUUAUCUGUUAUGUGUUUUUAGCCAUGCUAGCAGAGUCGCUCCACCACUUUAGACUGAAAUAUCUCUACAACUAUUGGAUAGGUUAGCAUGUUAGCAUGCUAACAUUAGCUAAUUGGAGGAUCAACAAAGUUAAUAGGAUUUUGUAACAAACUGGUUGCCAACCAGGAGAUGUUGUGAUAUUUCACAGGAUAAAUUAAAACAAUAUUUGUAGUAAAUUACAUUAAAGUUGUUGAAUGUGGUAAACGUCAGCAUGUUAGCAUGACGUCAUUGUGAGCGUGUUAGCAUGCUGCUGUUAGCAUCUAUCUGAGCUGUUAGCAUGGCUGUAGACUCUGGUCCUUUACGUGCUCAUUAACCGUGAGGGUGAAUACGUCGUUGGCUAACUUUUAAAGUAAACGCCGUCUCUUUUUUUCAUAUCAUACGGACUCUGGAAACGAAUCUGCAUAUCUUGACUCGAGACCCUAAUUCUUUCUUGUCAUCAGAAAAAGAGAUUAAAUCUGUAACAUCUCCUGUUUGAGGCCACAGCGUCGUCUUCAUGAAUCCCAUUCAUUGUGUUUUGUUCUCGUCGUCUUCUUCUUCUUCUUCUUCCUCCUCUCUUUUCGUUGAUCGAGCCCGACCUCGUGUUCCAGACCAGCUGGACCCCCCCCCCCCCUCUGUACAGUAGGUACCUCGAGUGCCUUUUCUUCAAACAGCAGAUAAUAUUUUGUCUCUUGACUUGCACUGUGACUUGUAGAAACCUUACUAACCCCCCCCCCCCCGGUCCAUCCAGACCCAACCGAGACCCCGUCCCCCCCGUCCCCCUUUCACCUCAGGCUGCCAGGUAGUCGAUGCAAGUGGAAACUACAUUUCAUAUUAUGCCGUUUAGAUCGACCGGAUAGUGUUUCUGUUGUUGUUUAUUAUAGGAGUUGCCUUAAAUGUGAUUUUAUUUAACUUUUCUUUUUCACGUGACGUUUAAAAAAAUAAAAGAAUCACUGGAGGUCAGAGGUCGUCAGUGAAAUGGUCCAAAGAGGGAUUGAUGAUGAUGAUGAUGAUGAUGAGAUCUUUGGUGUGACAACCAGUUGUUUUGUGAUGCACUUUUGGUUUGACCAGUAUUAUUAUAAUUAUAAUUAUAAUUAUAAUUAUUAUUAUUAUUAUUAUUAUUAUUAUUAUAAAUAUCGGAAUGUAAACAUGGGGUUGUGUUAGUCCGGACUCAGUUCCCUCUGUGCUGUGGUUCUUCUUCUUCGUGUGUUUUUCGGAGGGUUACUACACUUUUGCUAAAUCGUAAUAAGUCAUGUGAACAAACUCCCCCCCCCUCCGACGGGCCGACCUUUGACCCCCGUUAGCAACAUCUGUCCACAUCUGUGGGCCGCAUUGCCUUCUUAUGCAAAUUUUUAUACAACGGUUGUCAAACUUUUUUUUUUUUUUUUAAAUAUGCUUUUUGUUCUUUUAUAGUUUGUAUGUGAACAUUCAGAAGUGGUCAUCUUGUUGCUGACAUCGUGUUUUUAGAUUUGAACUAAUGCACCAUGCUGGGGGUGGGGGGUCCUCGGUCUCUAUUUCGUCUAAAAGUGAAUUUACCCAAAGAACACGUGCAGAACGUUUGUGUUUGGAAGCCUCGUGUGUCGUCAUAUCAUUAAAUACAAAAGUUCUACAUCAGCAUCGUGUUCGUUCGUCCAGCUGGAGGAAGAAGAAGAAGAAGAAGAGGAGGAGGAGGAGGAACGUGUGUUCAGUUUGUGUUUGACGAAGUCUUGUAUGCAUUUUAAACAAAAAACAACAAUAACAUGGUCGCGGCCCUUAAAAAAACGACUCCUCCGGUGUUUUUCUUCUUCUUUUAAAAAACGAUGAGUCAUGAUUGUGGCCUUCUAGUAUUCUGUCGGUUCAUGACAUCAUCAUGACAUCACCAUCCCAUCUUGUCCGGAUCCAACUGUUCACCUGAAGCUUCUUUACCUCAUCCACAGAUGAUCCCAUGGGGGGGGGGCAACAAAACAACAACAAACAACAAACAAGAUAAAUAAAAAAGAGAAGAAGUCUUUUUCUAAUCUUCCAUUUGGUGAGAUGCAUUGUAGCGAUAUGAAUAAAAAGUUCACCUGGUGUGCUGAAUACAUGUGUAAAUUGGUAAUUACACAAUCUGAAUAUUUGUAUAAUUGUUUGUAUUUUUUCAUAAUGAUUUUGAAAGGAAUGUGUUUAUUUUUUGACUUGUGUUCCAGAUGUGUCUUCUGUUGGCCUGACAUUGUGACUGGUGGGAUUCUUACCUCUGUAUUGAGCCUCUUCUGUGAUGAAUUCUUUGUAUGCAGUGUUUAGGAAAUACUGGCAACAUGGGACGAGUUGAUAUUAGGAGCAUUUGAUCAAUUUGUAUUUAUUUAUUUUAUCAUUUUGUUAAUAAAUUGUGAAAAGCA
This is a messenger RNA of Anarrhichthys ocellatus (wolf-eel), 6785 nucleotides long. Its product is annotated as PHD finger protein 21A-like. The transcript is spliced from 4 exons. Gene Ontology annotation, molecular function: chromatin binding. Gene Ontology annotation, biological process: negative regulation of transcription by RNA polymerase II. The coding region runs from base 405 to 1610 and encodes 401 amino acids. NCBI's taxonomy places the organism in Eukaryota, Metazoa, Chordata, Actinopteri, Perciformes, Anarhichadidae. Gene Ontology annotation, cellular component: histone deacetylase complex. The record is from RefSeq and is a predicted model, not a curated record.